AUGAAGCUGUGGCAGAAGUCAGGUCCCAAAGGCGUUUCUCCGGACAUCCAGACCUAUAUCCAAUCGUGGCAUGAGCUCAACCCGUCCCUCCGGCACGAAAUCCUUUCCGACGACGGUGCUCUCGCCUACGUCGAAGAGACCUUCCGGGACGACUGGCCCGAGGUGGCAGAUCUCUAUCAACAGAUCCAGGUUCCGAUCAUCCGCGCCGAUCUCCUUCGCUUGUUGAUUCUCUACGCCGACGGGGGCAUCUGGAGCGACCUGGAUGUCACUUGCGAGGCGCCUAUCGCGGAAUGGAUUCCCGACGUAUUUGUCAAGGAUGACGGCAACAUCUGGGUGAAGGAGCAGGUCAACGUGGUAGUCGGACUAGAGUUUGACGGAUGGCAGUUUGCCAGUUGGACGAUGAUGGCCAAACCCAGGCUGAAUCACUUCGAGGCGGCGAUCGAGUAUGUGAUGCACCAAAUGGAGGGGAUCGCACAAUCGCACAAUGUCUCGCUCUCCGGGGUGACGAUGGAAAUGAUUCCCGACGUGGUGGACGCGAGUGGUCCGCAGGCCAUCACCGUGGCGCUACUCCGGAGUCUCUCGCAUACGCUGGGCGAGACGGUGGACCGGUCCAAUAUCACCAGCUUGCAUGAGCCGAGACUGCUCGGGGACGUGCUAGUUUUGCCGCAGGCGGCAUAUGCAGCACUGCAGGGCGGGUACCCCCAGGACCAGGGCCCGUACCUGGUCUCGCAUCAUUAUGCGGGUUCUUGGAAGAAUGUCCAGGGAGGUGAACAACGGCGCUAA
Aspergillus brunneoviolaceus CBS 621.78 is the source of this 783-nucleotide messenger RNA. RefSeq names its product glycosyltransferase family 32 protein. Lineage: Eukaryota; Fungi; Ascomycota; Eurotiomycetes; Eurotiales; Aspergillaceae. The coding region runs from base 1 to 783 and encodes 260 amino acids. Gene Ontology annotation, biological process: protein N-linked glycosylation. The transcript has a single exon. Gene Ontology annotation, molecular function: alpha-1,6-mannosyltransferase activity. The record is from RefSeq and is a predicted model, not a curated record. Gene Ontology annotation, cellular component: mannan polymerase complex.